AUGAGCGAGGAAUUAAACCCGGUGAUUGAACAGGGUGGUGAUGAAGAAACGACUGCGGAACCAGCCGCAUCGGUGGUGUCAGUGACGGAGGAGAACACUAAAUCGCUUCGUACAGUGAUUGUACAGAAUUUGAGACACCCGGGAGGAUGGUUAAAGAUGCGACAGUUUCAAAACCUGCUAAACAAGUCGAUUGACUUCGACGCGCAAUUCUCGCGGCCAGAAAAUUCAAAUGAACGGCAAAUCAAAACUGGAAGAAUCGAAAUUUUAUUCUCUUCAAUCGACGCGGCUCGUGAUGCUUAUACUAGUCUUCAGAAGAUGGUUAUUGAUGGAUUUCGACCGGAAGUUCUUGUGGAUCCAAGAUUUUUCUCUGUCGAAACUUCCACUCAAAAACGUCAAUUCUUCGAAAUCGCUGAUGAUUCUCGUCUCGUUUUCCUUCUCGACGCUCCAAGAUCUAUCGAUGAACAUAUGAUUGAACAUUUCUUUAACGGAGAGGCUCCAAUUCAUUUCCAAACUCUUCCGAUGGCUUCUGAAAAUGGAUUAUUCCAAGUUGAAGUACUUCUUUCGAAUGGAGAAGCGGCGGAGAAGGUUCUCGGUGGAGAAUCGAAAUUCAAAAUGCAUGAUGGAGAGAAUGAGUGCAUUGUGACACUUCUUAGUCCUCGUGAAUACGCUCUCUACUCAAAAAUGGAUGACAUUCGUCCGUCGGUGACUUCUCGCAAGGCUCCAGUCCAACACCAAUCAUCCGAAAUCCCAUCGAACACCACUGGUCAAUUGGCUCCAGAAAUCGAUGAAGACGUCAUUCUGAAUCGUCUCCUAGAAAUAAUAGAAGAACGAAAACUCAACUUUGCUGAAAUCAACGAAAAAGACGAACUCUACGAGCUGUGUGACACAGUUUCAGCCGAAUACAAUGGAGUACCCGACUCGAUUCUGAAGCCAGCUAUGGGGACAGUUCUCCAGAGACAUUUGAAUCGUACGGAGAUGCAUUGGAUGCGUGAUCAUAUCGAAGGACUUUUGAGAAUGUGGAAAAUGGAAAUUAUGAAUGAACAAAUUUACGAGAGAUCCACGUUUGUGCCGAUGGAGACUGUGAAUUAUCAACCAGUUAUUCAGGAAGAGCAAAAGGAAACGGCUAGUAAGGGAACUCUCAAACGCCAGAAAGCUGCUCGUGCUCAAAUGGGAGUCGGCGCCUUCCUCACUGCUAAUCGUGAUCGUCUCAUCGUUGAAUCAGGAGACGUCGAAAUCGAAUCUGAUGACGAUGGAAAUAUGGCUGUUGGAGGAGAAGCAUUGAGUUUCGAAGCAUGGGCUCGUCUCACGAAAACGAAAGCGAGCGGAGUGGUUCGAGCGAAUGAUGACGGAUCGAAGAAGAUUGGAAACGGUGGAUUGUCGAAGAAACAGAUGAGACAAGCACGAUUAGUUGAGGGAAUGAGUCAAGAGGAAUGGAAGAAAUGGAGAAAUGAAAAGAGUUCGGCAAGGAAAGCGGAUAUCAAACAGAGAAUAAUGGCGAGAGGAGCAGUGAUAGAAGGAGAAGAUUCGGUUGAUGGAGGAGCGGAGAAGAUGGAUUCAGAAGCCACGUCAUCAGAAUUGCCAACGACGGCGAUGACUACAGCACCACCAGUUCCACCACCAGUCAAGGAAUUAGAUGAAGGAGAAAUAGAUUCGGAUGAGGAGAAGAAAGAUUCAACGAAGAAUAAAAUCAAGCGAAGAGCGUCGUCCGAUUCAUCUGAUUCCUCCUCCACAUCUUCUGAAGAAGAUCCGGACGGUCCGGCUGAUGCAAGAAAACGAAGAAACAAGAAAAGAAAAAUGGACAGAAAGAUGCCACGUCGCAACAACGCAGGGGCUUCGGCUCAAUUGGAUCCGGUUUUCAAACAAAUGUUUGAGAAUCGAAAGGCGAUUAUUGCUCAAAUGUCACCGGCUCAUAAGGCUGCAUUCGCCAGUGCUCUUACUCAAAUAGCCCAAAACAACGCCUCAUCUGCCACCCAAGCGAAAGCAUCUCAAGUGAUCAACUCAAUGAUGUCCGGUUUCAAAUAA
Molecule: messenger RNA, 2022 nt
Organism: Caenorhabditis remanei
Lineage: Eukaryota; Metazoa; Nematoda; Chromadorea; Rhabditida; Rhabditidae
Exons: 6
Coding region: 1-2022 (673 amino acids)
Source: RefSeq, a predicted model, not a curated record